CUGGCGGGAACCUGGAACCUUUAAGUUACCGCAGACCUUUUCAGCAGCUAUACAGCCCGGGGUUGGGGUGGGCAACGUAGGCUUCCCGGGGGUGGAGGAGAGAAUGCCUCCUAUGCUGAGCUAAACCAUGCCUAGCAGCUCCGGAGAGCUGGGAGUGCGGCAGAGUAAAGGGUCUGAGCGUGGGGCACAACCCCGGGAAGAUGGAGGAAGUGAGAGGCGGGAAGCGCCCUGCAGGACACGGGUACACACACAGGUGGUGAAGCCGGGCGGUGGUGGCCUUUACUCCCAGCAUUCAGGAGGCAGAGGCAGGCGGAUCUCUCUUGAGUUCCAGACCAGCGUGGGCUACAGAAAAAAAAAAAAAAACUCACGUGAUAAUGUGCACUUGAGUUAAGGGUUUGAUAGAAGGAUACCAAGGAAGAGCCAAUUUGUCAGAUUUUGACCCCUGUCAGAAGAGAAUAACACUGUCGGAAACGAGUCCCACCUUAGGGUGGGUUCACAUCCUCUGGAACCACCGACCUGGAUUUCCCCUUACUAAACUAAUUUAUCAAUUCAAAAAUUUCUGCAACCUGGAUUACAGGGCAGCUGAAGAUGAGAUCAAAUUGCUUAACUAGCCGAUGCUUCCUGAGCUGAUAUGGAAGUAAUAGUUUCUGCCUCCUGGAGCCAUCUACACAGUAAAGCACCUCCUGGGGUUGAACGCACAGUUAUCAUGAAGAGGCUACGAGCAUCCAUAAGGAGUCACAGAAAGCUGUCAACCAACCACGAGAGAAGGAAAAAAUGUGCCCUUAGCAGCAGCCAGGCCAAGCCUUCUGCCCCUGCUGGCCGGGCCAAGCAGAAGGGAGAGGAGUUACUGCAGACUUCCGUCUCCCCAUACCAUCUGUUCAGAGACAUGGCGGAUGUCGAGACUUUCCGAAGGACCUUGCUCAGCUGGUAUGACCAAGAGAAGCGGGACCUUCCUUGGAGAAGAUGGGUAGAGGAGGAGGCCGACUUGGACAGGCGGGCCUAUGCUGUAUGGGUGUCAGAGGUUAUGCUGCAGCAGACCCAAGUUGCCACAGUGAUCGACUAUUAUAACCGAUGGAUGCAGAAGUGGCCAACGCUCCAGGACCUGGCCAGUGCUUCCCUGGAGGAAGUGAACCAACUCUGGUCUGGCCUCGGCUACUAUUCUCGAGGCCGUCGGCUGCAAGAGGGAGCUAGGAAGGUGGUAGAGGAGCUAGGAGGUCAUGUGCCACGUACAGCAGACACCCUACAGCAGCUCCUGCCUGGCGUGGGGCGGUACACAGCUGGAGCCAUUGCUUCCAUUGCCUUUGGCCAGGUAACUGGUGUGGUGGAUGGGAAUGUUUUACGGGUGCUGUGCCGUGUCCGCGCCAUUGGUGCCGAUCCCAGCAGCACCUUUGUCUCUCAUCACCUCUGGAGCCUAGCCCAUCAGCUAGUGGAUCCAGCCCGGCCUGGGGACUUCAAUCAAGCAGCCAUGGAGCUGGGGGCCACAGUGUGUACUCCACAGCACCCUCUCUGCAGCCAGUGCCCUGUGCAGAGCCUUUGCCAGGCGUACCAGAGGAUGGAGUGCAAACAGCUCGUAGCCUUGCCAGGCAGUCCUGACAUAGAGGAGUGUGCUCUCAAGACUAGACAGUGCCAGCUUUGCUUACCUCCCACAAAACCCUGGGACCCCACUCUGGGAGUGGCCAACUUUCCUCGAAAGGCCAGCCGCAGGCCUCCCAGAGAGGAGCACUCUGCCACUUGUGUUCUGGAGCAGCCCAGAGCCACUGGGGGUCCCCUCAUCCUGCUGGUGCAGAGGUCUAACUCAGGUCUGCUGGCAGGACUGUGGGAGUUUCCAUCUGUUGCCUUGGAGCCCUCAGAAGAGCAGCAGCACAAAGCCCUCCUGCAGGAACUGCAGAGCUGGUCUGGACUCCUCCCAGCCACUCGUCCCCAGCACCUGGGGGAGGUGACCCACGCCUUCUCUCACAUCAAACUGACGUAUCAGGUAUAUCGUGUGACCCUAGAAGGACAGACCCCAGUGACCCCUGCACCUCCUGGCGCUCGAUGGUUGACUUGGGAGGAAUUCCACACUGCAGCUGUCUCUACCGCCGUGAAAAAGGUAUUCCGAAUGUAUGAGGACCAUCGGCGAGGGACCUGCAAGGGUUCUAAAAGGUCCCGGGUGUCUACUCCAUCAAGCCGGAAAAAACCCAGCCGGGGACAGCAAAUCCUGGAUAGUUUCUUUCAGCCUCAUAUUCCCUCAGACAUACCCAACAGUAUGACCCAGUGACACCCUUGUGAAGCCUACCCCAAAUCCAGUCUAAUAAAAUGCUUAUUUUUGUAGUCCUUUUGGAGACCA
Messenger RNA from Cricetulus griseus (Chinese hamster), 2326 nucleotides. Lineage: Eukaryota; Metazoa; Chordata; Mammalia; Rodentia; Cricetidae. The record is from RefSeq and is a predicted model, not a curated record.